AUGAGUACGAAUGCUGAAUCAUCUACAUUAUUAGACCAAGAUAGAAUACAGAAUUUUCUCAACAGUGAUGGAAGUUUAGACGUAUUAUUAAAUAGACUUAAACAAAGUAUAACUACUGGAGAGGAAUUCUCUAAGUUUGUUAAAAAGAAAGCAGUAAUUGAAGAUGAACACUACAAUCAAUUAAAGAAAUUUGCUUCUCAUACAAGAACUACUAUGAAAGGUUCAACUAAAUUGAAAAAUGAUUCGUUUAGUAGCAAAUUGGACUCAAUUAUUGAAUUUGAUGAGAAAUUAUUCAAUGUAGGUAGUUCUUAUGUUAAGGCGUUGAAUGUGAUGUAUGAUGAAUUAACAUCCUUAAUUGGCACCGUCUCUAGAUCAAGAAAAACCAUAAAGGAUGAAAGUAAAAGAAAAGAAAAGGAAUGCCUGGAUUCCGUAAUGACAGCUGAAAAAGCAAAACAAAAAUACUACCACCUCUGUGAUGAUUUAGAGAAAUUGAAAGCAUCUGACCCGAAUAAGAAAUCUUUUUCGUUGAAGAACAAGUCAGCAGAACAGCAAGAAGAUGAUUUACAAAGAAAAGUAGACGCUGCUGAUCAAGAUUAUAAGCUGAGAGUUACUACUUGUAAAAAGUUGAAAGAUGAAAUCUUGAUGUUGCAUAGACCAGCUAGUUCCAAGAAGUUAAAAAACUUAAUUUUGGAAAUGGACAUUGCUAUGAAUGUUCAAUUGCAAAAAUAUGCAACAUGGAAUGAAAAUUUGAUCAUGAACUCAGGUGUUUUAAUUUCUCCCUUGAAGCAAGAAGGUUCAUCAAAAACUUCUAUGAAAGCAUUGGCAUCUGCUAUAGAUAAUGAAAAAGACUUAUACAAUUAUUUGAUUAAACAUGAAAAGCAGGCGUCCAAUAAAUCCCUCGUCCCAGUUGAAUAUCGAAUGCACCCAUCAAUAGCUAAAACACAGAAGCCCAGUAAACCUUUCUUAAACAACAGCAAUUCGACCAAUCAUACAAAUGUUGCUGCUGGUUUAAAUAAUUCUAACAACAGUCGCAAUGAUAGCAUAGCAAACAAUACCAAGCUGACAUCGAACAAUACUACCAACUCAUCAUUUUCACCUCCAUCAAAUAAAAUUGUCCAAGCUUCUAUGCUCAAUUCUGAUUCACAUGCCCAAACUGAAAGUGACGCAAGUAACCAGACAUAUAGUUCAUUGGAUCCCGCAAGCAACCCUAAUACCCCUGAUUUGAAUGGUCCAAGAUCACUAAGUUCACAGUUAAACCAAGCAUCACAGCCAACAUUUGGUGUUUCAAUUGAAAAUGUGAUUCAGUUUGCAGGCAUUGAUAAUGUUCCAUUAAUUGUCAAAAAAUGUAUUGAAGUAAUCGAGAAUUACGGUAUGGACAUCGAAGGAAUUUAUAGAACCAGUGGUAAUGUUACUACAGUUCAAAAUUUAAAAGAGUCUAUUGAUCAAAAAUUCACUAAUUAUUUGAUGAUUGGUAAUAAUAUCGAUCCAAAUAACGUGUUGGAUGCAGACAUAUAUUGUAUUGCAUCUUUAUUAAAGUGUUAUUUUACUAGUUUACCGGAGCCAUUAUUGACUAAAGAAUAUUAUCAGUCGUUCAUUGAAACAGUCAAAUCUUUGGAUGAAACAUAUAUCGCCAAAAAAUUACAUCAUUUGGUUUUCAAUUUACCCGACGGUGCCUAUUUUACAUUAAGAGCUUUAAUAUUCCAUUUAAAUAAAGUAGCAGCUGAUGAGGCUCCGAAUAGAAUGACAACAAAGAGUUUAGCCAUAAUAUGGGGACCAGCAUUGUUAAACGACAAUUCAAUGAGCCCUCAAGAUUUAAGUUAUAAGAGUAAAGUUGUUGAAGAGUUGAUGCUUAUUGCUAAUGAAAUUUUUGAUACAGAUGAUUAA
Debaryomyces fabryi is the source of this 1884-nucleotide messenger RNA. RefSeq names its product Rgd1p (gene RGD1). Gene Ontology annotation, cellular component: cytoplasm. The transcript has a single exon. NCBI's taxonomy places the organism in Eukaryota, Fungi, Ascomycota, Pichiomycetes, Serinales, Debaryomycetaceae. The record is from RefSeq and is a predicted model, not a curated record. Bases 1 to 1884 code for a protein of 627 amino acids. Gene Ontology annotation, biological process: regulation of GTPase activity; signal transduction.